Molecule: messenger RNA, 1566 nt
Organism: Lachancea lanzarotensis
Lineage: Eukaryota; Fungi; Ascomycota; Saccharomycetes; Saccharomycetales; Saccharomycetaceae
Gene: DIT2
Product: LALA0S06e06150g1_1
Exons: 1
Coding region: 1-1566 (521 amino acids)
Molecular function (GO): monooxygenase activity; heme binding; oxidoreductase activity, acting on paired donors, with incorporation or reduction of molecular oxygen
Source: RefSeq, a predicted model, not a curated record
AUGGGGUUGAGUGCAUUUUGCCUUGUACUGGGCGUGAUAAUACUAGUGGUGAUAUUCAAGGUCGCGUUUCCUCCGUGGGACUAUCCCAGAAACAUCCCCACUAUUCCCUUCUAUGUUACACUGUUGCCUUCAAUUUUUGAUUUUGACCAGGAAGAUAUUUUCGAACUUUAUCUUCGCAAACCGCUCGAAGAGUAUGGUGCAGUCAAACUCUUUUUUGGAUCGCGGUGGAACAUCGUUGUUUCUCGCCCUGAACUUAUGGCACAAGUUUUCAAAGAUGAAGAUACUUUUGCAAAAAGUGGUAACCAUAUAAAGAUUCCAUAUGGUGUCAUAUCAGCAUAUACCGGCGAAAACGUCAUUUCUGCUCAUGGUGCGAUUUGGAAAUGCUUUCGAAAGGCAAUCACACCAGGACUUCAAUUCUUUGAUCAAAGGCCUCUGGUCAAAAAUGCUUCCAUUUUUUGUGGACUAAUUGAGCGGCAACUGAGAAAAGAUGAAAGGAAGAUGUCAGAAUUGGGAGACAACAACGGUGACAAAUUGAGUUUUGCUGGCAGUGAAGUUGUGAUGCCGGAGCUUAUUCAACGACUGAGUCUCGCAAAUAUUUCUGAAGUUGCGCUCGGGAUAGACAUCGGGACAUUAACGAGAGAAAACUCACAACUUCAUGUUAAGCUAAAAAACGUGAAGAGCAACAUUUUCAAACCACUGUACUUGAAUUUUCCUAUGUUAGAUCUUCUGCCAAUUCCUUCGCGGCAGCGAGCGAGAGAUUAUGUUGAGGAUUUCAGAAGAUGCUUGAUCAAAGCUGUUCGAGAUAGCAUGAUUGACAAUUAUACUUUUGAACAGACAAAAUUUGCAUCUUCGGAUUUGAUUCGUAGUUUCAAUCGCGGUGAGAUUACCGAGAAGCAACUUAUCGACAACCUAGUCAUCAUUGUUGUUGCCGGCCACGAAAACCCGCAAUUACUUUUGACUACAUGUUUUUAUAUGUUUGCGAAAGAAGAAAAAUGGCAGGAGUUGGUUCGAGCUGAAGUGCAAGGAUGCGGACAACAAAAUCUCGACGAGCUGCCUCUGCUCAACAGCUUCAUUUUUGAAUGCAUACGGCUUUAUCCGCCUUUAUCCCAAAUCAUCAACCGCUGCACCACCAAGAAGUGCAUGCUAGGAAAAGAUUUUCUCAUACCUAAAGGAGCAUAUGUCGGCUACAAUAACAUCUCCACUGGUAGAUAUGUUGCUGCGUGGGGCGACACAGUGGAUGACUUUUUGCCCGAACGCUGGGGUGAUAGUAUCACUGACGUUAUGAGCGAAUGGAGGCAUAGGAAGAAUACCUGUGCUAUGAGUGCUUUUCAUGGUGGCAGGCGUGCCUGUUUGGGAGAAAAGCUGGCAUUGAUGGAAGUACGUAUAACCAUGGCGGCUGUGCUUCGGAACUUUGAGUGGAGCUUGUCGCCAAACUGGGUUGACAAAGUCACGCCUGCAGGGCCAUUGUGUCCGGCUGGCCUGAAAUUAUGUUUUUCUAAAAUCGAAAAGGUUGACCCAAACACGCAAGUCCAUGAUAGAUUAUAUAUGGGUUUGAAAUUGUCCUAG